Salvia miltiorrhiza (redroot sage) is the source of this 2014-nucleotide messenger RNA. Its product is annotated as ras-related protein RABA1f. Gene Ontology annotation, cellular component: endosome. Bases 985 to 1638 code for a protein of 217 amino acids. The transcript has 2 exons. The record is from RefSeq and is a predicted model, not a curated record. Gene Ontology annotation, molecular function: GTP binding; GTPase activity. Lineage: Eukaryota; Viridiplantae; Streptophyta; Magnoliopsida; Lamiales; Lamiaceae.
GUUUUCGAAGAAUAACGACUCAAAUGAUAAAUGGUAAAUGGACGAAGUAAAAUUUUCCAAGAAACCUCUUGCUACAUAAUAACGACCUGAUCAAAGUACGGAAAAUACAAAAUGCACAAUAAUUUGUGUCUUUUAAUUUUUUACAUUUUUUUUUUGCUUCUAAAUAUUAUAGAGUAAGUUGAGGUUCCUCGAAAAUGAUUUAGCAAUAAAUGUAACAUUUUAUAAAUUUGUCAUCUGUUCUCAAAUCUCAAUGCAAAGAGACAUUUUAAAACUCAAUUUGUUCAAAAAAAAAAAAAAAAAAAAAAAACUCAAUUUGUUCCAAAAAUUAGCGAGUAAUAAAAUACAACUAACGCUUCUCUUCUAGAAAUCUUUAUAUACGAAGCGCAGAUACUGAAUUGUCAGCAAAAAUAUUAGUACUAUAUGUUCUCGAGGAAAGUCAACUUCAGAAAAAAGAGGACAUUGUUUGUGAAUAUUUCACAUUAGUCCCCAAUUCUUUUUCUACAAUUUUCAACGCAUGUUCCCAUCUUUAAAUAAUAUCACAACCGCUUUAGUCUAAAAAGAAUUGGCCAUUUUUUUCAAAAUAAAAACGGCCAAUUUUUUUUAUAUAAGUAACAUUCGAUAUUCAAAAUUAAAUCAAACGAUACAAUUUUUUUUUUUCAAUUUAAUUCUCAAACAUCAAACCUCACUCAAAAGAAGAAAAGAAAAUAAGAGGGAAAAAAAAAUCCGAUAUGGGUAUGGCAUCCAAAAAAGAAAAAGCGGUGUAUAAAUAACGGAAGAUAUAAAUGCAGGUAUAAGAUAAAAGAAAAUGAAAAAGAAAACCCCCCAAAAUAACAUUAAAUAAGAAAAGAGCCGCUUAUUAACGGUAGGUACAGUAAAACGCAGGGUAUAUACACUUCGAAUAGAUCUCCCUCUUCUCUCGGCGGUCUCUCUCUCUCUUAUCUCUCUCUAAAACCCUUCUCGUGUAUAUACAUUGUACAAGCACUCAUGGGCGCGUACCGAGCAGAAGAUGACUAUGAUUACUUGUUCAAGGUGGUGCUAAUCGGCGAUUCCGGCGUCGGAAAAUCCAAUCUGCUCUCCAGAUUCACUCGCAACGAGUUCAGCUUGGAAUCCAAGUCCACAAUCGGAGUCGAGUUCGCCACUCGGAGCAUCCGCGUCGACGAAAAGGUCAUUAAGGCUCAGAUUUGGGACACCGCUGGCCAGGAACGCUAUCGUGCAAUCACAAGUGCUUACUACCGUGGAGCUGUUGGUGCCUUGUUGGUCUAUGAUGUAACACGCCAUGUUACAUUCGAAAAUGUAGAGAGAUGGUUGAAGGAGCUCAGAGAUCACACAGACUCGAACAUUGUGAUAAUGCUCGUGGGUAACAAGGCUGACUUGCGUCACCUGCGUGCUGUUUCCACAGAGGAUGCCACAGCGUUUGCUGAAAGGGAGAAGACAUUCUUCAUGGAAACUUCUGCCCUGGAAUCACUGAACGUGGAAAGCGCCUUUACAGAAGUGCUCACGCAGAUCCACGGUGUAGUCAGCAGGAAAGCUCUCGAAAGUGGUGACGAUCCGGCCCCUAUAUCCAAAGGGCAGACCAUUAACGUUGGCUCUAAGGAUGACGUUUCAGCAGUUAAGAAAGGCGGUUGCUGCUCCGGGUGAGUAUACCAAGGAGUCUACGGCUGUUCUAUAUUUUCCUAUAGCGAGUUUACAAUCUCAGUAUACACAUCGGUAAGCUGGGACUGCUCGGCUGCCACUGUAGUUGAUGGACUCGCUACAUUUGCUCGGAUUGAGUUGACACUUGUGGAGCAAAGGUUCGUAGUCACUUCUUCGUGUUUGUCUUUUUUAUCUUUAAUCCCCUUGAAUUCGUAGCUGUAUUAUUAUAGUAGUAUGAGACUCUUAUAGAUUCUUUACCUACAUACAUUUGAGUGCUCUAGGUUUGAAUUUAGACAUGUAUUUGGAAGCGACCCCAUUCUUGUACUCUAAUUUGGAAGUGUGGUUUUAUUUCAAUGAACCUAAAAAUUGUGUUGUGCCCAAA